Messenger RNA from Bombus impatiens (common eastern bumble bee), 5232 nucleotides. RefSeq names its product brain tumor protein (gene brat). The transcript is spliced from 3 exons. The coding region runs from base 1293 to 3689 and encodes 798 amino acids. Gene Ontology annotation, biological process: negative regulation of translation. The record is from RefSeq and is a predicted model, not a curated record. Lineage: Eukaryota; Metazoa; Arthropoda; Insecta; Hymenoptera; Apidae. Gene Ontology annotation, molecular function: mRNA 3'-UTR binding; zinc ion binding; translation repressor activity.
GUCGGGACGCCGUGUGUGACCGUCGCUGUCGUUUCAGUUACUAACAGACCGUGUGAUCGUUCGCAUUGCAGGCUGUGAAGCGCGAGAAUUGUGCGAGAGAGAGAGAGAGAGAGGGAGGGAGAGAGAGAGUGAGAGAGAAAGAGAAAGAAAAAAGAAAAAUAAAGAGGUGAGAUAGGAAUCGUAGCGAGCGGGGAACAUAAGAAAGAACCGUGGUGCAUAGAAGGAAGAGAAAGAAAUAAAAGUGGAAAAGGAAGGUGAAAAAUAGAGAGGAAGAGUCGAGCGAGAGGGAAAGGGGAAGGGAAAAAAGGGAGAGAAAGAGAGAAAGUACGUUGCGAGCCAUGCUGCAUGGUCUCGCCUGAACAAAGGAAGGCUCCCUCAACCCGAGGGUCGUUUCCGAUCGACGAACCGUCGGUCCCCCUUCGUUUGCCUUCGGCGCGCCUCGUGCGGUGUGUCUAGUAAAGGCAGCAAACGGUCAGUCACGCAGCAGCGGCCGAGCCGUGAGGAACGAAGAACGGAAGAACCAGAGUUCUACGAACAUCGAAAGAAAAAGCGUGCAUCGGUGCACCGGCUUGCCGGUGAAAACAAAGGAAACAGGCAAACAGCGAAAUAAUAUCGUGCUCGCCCUACCGGAAGUUAGUUGGCGACGAUUUCGCUUUUAAGUGGAGAAAGUGGAGGAAAUUUCCUGUUCCUAUCAAAAUCUUUUUUACCGAAAUCGGCUCGGUUUUGUGUACGUUGCAAAGUCGUUCUCGCGUAUCGUUUCGCUCGAAAUCAACGCCGAAAUUCGACCUAAGUGCUAAACAAAUACGGCGUUCUUCGCGCGUGUGUAUUUUUCAAGGUGCUUUCGUUCUCGCGUUCCGAAGCCUGUGGGUCGAACGACAAUCUCGAACAGCGACGGACAGAAAUUGGAUUUUCCGUUGGCAGUUUUGUGCGUGCGUAGUUAACCUAACCGGCAACCUAACCUAACGACCGUUGUGUAAGGGUAGGCGCGCAAUUAUCCGCGAUUAAUCGUUACGCGUACGUGUCGAGAAACCGAUCUUGAUGCGCGUGCUAAAUGGUGGAACAGAAUAGCUGAAUAAAGACGAAAGUGACUACGAGAUCCAUCUUUCCUCGAUUAUAGUACGCCGGCUCUUCGUUCGCCUUUAUUUUUCCUCCUUGAUACGUUUUUGUGUGACAUGUGCCACGAGUACACGGUGCAUGCUUGAGUCGAAGGAUUCUUUGAUCGCAAAACAGCAUUCUUCCGUUCGACUACGUACGGAUUAUCCUCGUAUUUACGGGAUGCCGGUUGACUGAAGAUGGCCUCGCCGACACUCUCGCUGGAAUCGCGCGCGAAUUCCAUCGGAUCCCUAGCCUCGCUGUCCCCGCUUACAGUGAGCGGCAGUUCCCCGCCUGCGAGCGACUCUGCGAUCUGUGACGUCGACAGCUGCGACCUUUGCCUCGACUCGCAGAAACCUGGAGAGGCACCCUGUCCGCGGUGCCGAUUAGGAGGCGCCGGUGGAGUUCGUUGUACCGGUUGCAAGUCCACGGAAUCCGACGCUGUAGCUCGUUGCUUCGACUGUGCGAAUUUUCUCUGCCCAAAUUGCGUGAUGGCGCACCAAUUUAUGCAUUGCUUCGAGGGCCAUCGCGUGCUCAAUCUAGGCGACUCGAAGCUCGAAACGGUGACCACCAGCUCCGCUACCACCGAACUCCCGAAGAACAAUCUGGUGAUCAAUCUUCACGCUAGCGGAAACAGCGAGAAAGUACCUUACUGUCCCCGGCACAAGCAGGAGCAAAAAUACUUCUGCCGUACUUGCACAGCGCUAGUCUGCAAAGAGUGCGCCAUCGCCGAUCAUCCUGGCCCGUUGCAUGACUGCGCGCACAUCUCCGAGGUAGGGUCGCAGCAGCUGGAGGCGAUGGCACGAGUGGUUCAGGAGUGCAAAGCGAAAGCCGCGGACGUGAGAGCUGCCGUGAAGGCAGCCGAUCACGGCGCAGCGCGAUUACAAGUGCAGUAUCACAAGGCGCAGAACGAGAUCAACGACACUUUCCAGUUCUAUCGAUCGAUGCUGGAGGAACGUAAGCAAGAACUGCUGAAGGAGCUGGAAUCGGUCUUCUCCACCAAACAAAUAUCUCUCGGCGUUGUGACGCAGAAAGCCAACGACAUGGCCGACAAGAUGCUGCAGACCUGCGAGUUCGUCGAACGAUUGACCAAGUACGCCACCGUUACCGAAGUGCUGAUGGUGAAGAAGCUUCUCGACUCGAAGCUACAGUUGCUGCUCAGUUACACGCCGGACGUCGCCGGUCAGACUGCCGACCUCGAGUUCGUCAGCAACUACCAGGCCAUUCAGGUAGGCGUGCGAAACACGUUCGGCUACGUUCGUAGCAACAACGAGAGCAACGCCGGCCCGAUCGGCAAACAGCCACCCAUCGCUCGACCAACAGCGAUGUCGAACAACGGGAACGGCGGAAGCAACGCCAACAGUGGAUCUAGUAGCAUCGGUACUUUGGGUGGUUUGCUCCUGGAUCGAUCUUACAGCAACGGCCUGAUAUCAUCCGGCUCUACCUGCGCUUCGUCCACGUCGCCAUCGUCCUUCGAGUCCAAUAGCACGGUGAUCACGAAGCGUUUCAGCUCGGCCAACAGCCUGGGCCCNNNNCCCGCCACAAUCAGCGACCUCACUUUGAACGGUAUAAACGCGAAUCCUUACGAGAAAUGGAGCAACGGAGGCAGCGACGCCUUUCCGGUGGUGUCCACGAACGACCACUUUCCAAUGGCGACGUCCGUCGUUGUGGCAGCGAACGCCGCGUCCUCCGACCCCGUUUUAGACCUGACGUCGAAACUGAUGUCCGCCGCCGUGAUAUUCCCACCGAAGUCGCAGAUCAAGCGACAGAAGAUGAUCUAUCAUUGCAAGUUUGGCGAGUUCGGGGUAAUGGAGGGACAGUUCACCGAGCCGUCCGGGGUCGCGGUGAACGCGCAGAACGACAUUAUCGUGGCCGACACGAACAAUCAUCGAAUCCAAAUAUUCGACAAAGAAGGCAGAUUUAAAUUCCAAUUCGGCGAGUGUGGAAAACGCGACGGCCAGUUGCUGUACCCGAACCGAGUGGCCGUGGUGAAAACGUCCGGCGACAUAAUCGUUACCGAACGCUCGCCGACCCAUCAGAUACAAAUAUACAACCAGUACGGUCAGUUCGUGCGUAAAUUUGGGGCGAACAUCUUGCAGCAUCCGCGCGGUGUAACGGUCGACUCGAAGGGACGCAUAGUCGUCGUGGAAUGCAAAGUGAUGCGCGUGAUAAUUUUCGACCAGACCGGCAACGUGCUUCAGAAGUUCGGCUGCUCGAAGCACCUGGAGUUUCCAAACGGAGUUGUGGUAAACGACAAACAGGAGAUAUUCAUCAGCGACAAUCGCGCGCAUUGCGUGAAGGUGUUCAAUUACGAGGGCGCCUAUCUGCGACAGAUCGGUGGAGAAGGGAUCACCAACUACCCGAUCGGGGUAGGGAUCAACGCCGUCGGCGAGAUACUGAUAGCAGACAAUCAUAAUAACUUCAAUCUGACCAUCUUCACUCAAGACGGUCAACUGGUUUCCGCUCUGGAGAGCAAGGUCAAGCAUGCCCAAUGUUUCGAUGUGGCUUUAAUGGACGACGGAUCGGUCGUGCUAGCCAGCAAGGAUUAUCGACUCUACAUUUAUCGUUACGUACAAGUACCGCCGAUCGGCAUGUAGACCAGCGACAAAUCACGACGCCGACAACGAUCGUCUGUCGUCGUUUUCAUUGUUGUCGUUGUCGUAGUCGUAGUCGUUGUCGUUUUUAUCGCCAUCGUUUCGACGGCCACACAGCCACGAUCUCAUGGAUCUUUUUUUACUUACACUUGCCUAUCUUCUUCUUCACCCACCUACCAUCACCGCUCGCGCUCACUUUACCUAUCCAUCUUCGCCCGCUCGAACCACCACCACCUCACUUCCGUUUACGAAACUCCGAUUACGAGACGAAACAACAAGAUGCAAGCGUACGCGAGCGAACACGCGUUGACCCGACAGCUGUCGAAAUUUCAGACGAUGACAGGCCUUAUUUACACGGACAUGGGCGCGUACGCGCGUGCGACCAAGCUGCGCGCCGACUAGACGAUAACCGGCGAACGAGUUACGUUCUCUGUCGCUUUCACGGACAGGCGUGACGUCUUUCACGCGGGUACGCGCUUCGGACGAUUAACCGCGACGAUUAACCGCGACGAUUAAACGCGACGAUUCUUCGAACGAGGAUUCGAGGAUUUGACGAGAGAAAAAAGACGGGAAAGAAGCCGAUGGUGAAUUUAUGGAAACUCGUAGGGCACUCGACAGCGAAUGGGCGCUUCGUGACACGCACGCGUGCAAACCUCUUGAAAACGCGUACGCGCAGCACGUAUCAGAUGCUCGUACGAAAUGGAGAAACGCAGGCGAGUUUGGAACGCCGAUUUUGUUGCGUGCGGAACGUAGCCGCGCGCGCCUGAAAAAUGAAAAGUCACACGAGACGUGUAGGCGCAUACACGCAGAAAAAUUACUUGUUAAUGUUGUUAUAACUGAAAAUACUGUUGUUGUUGUUUAGUUGUAGAGCUCGCCGCCGCUAGUCACUCCAUCCUCAACCUCACCAACCACCCUUACCCUCCAGCCUCUCCCAUUUUACUCCCUAUCUGUCAGUUCUUGUCGGUUACGUCUCCCUUUUUCCAUGAAAAUACAGGGUGUACCAGUUUCUGUGACAUCGAAACUUUGUCGGUACGUUCCAUGGAUCUAAAUAGGAAAACGAUGUUACGCAAACAUGGGUUGUUUAAAACUUUGCCGAAACGUUACCACGAGAAUACCAGAUACUCGCGGUUACUGGUUGCAACGCGCGAACGAAUCAUCCACAUCUCGCUCUGUUUACGACAAUUAAGUUUACCGAGUUUCUGUCCGAGAUAUGGUAUAAUCGCGCUUAAGUUUCUCCACAAUGCAAAAUCCAGAGUAUUCGAAGGUAUGGCAAUCAUCGAUCUGCCGAUUUUGUGUUUACCUUUAUUUUCGUUUUCCUUCGUUUCGCUAGUAAAAGAAAGAAAAGAAAAAAAGUUUUUUCUCGUAACUUUUCAACAAGAUUGUUAAACCAUCCAUGGUUGUACCGCGUCUAUUCCUUAUUUAGACACUCAAACGUAUUGAAUGUUCGAAAGUUUGGCCGCUAAAAUCCGGAACACCGGAUCCGUUCAUACCCUUGUUCACACUUCCCGCUCCAUUCUCCUUUCCGUGAAUUUCCCGAAGAAAAACC